GCAGAACAAGUCUUCUCUAUAGUUUCACACGGGAAGAGGACGUAUGUUAUUCUGGUCUUAAGCCACCUUGUUUCACAACAGUGUCUGUACUUCUACCGGCUGUUUUUAUGUUCGUCCAUAUCAUGGUGUGUCCAGCUCUACUGCUUCAAUCCUUCAUCUGGAUCUCUCUGAUGGCAAAAGGUGUGCAGUAUGACGUGACUCAUAUCAUCAGCAGAAUGUGUGUGGUUCGGCAGUCGACGGUGCUCAUACCCUGCAAAUACACUUCUCGAUACGAGCAGGUGAGUGCAGCCGAAUGGCUCUAUGAGAAAUCACCGGAGCAGAAGGUCAGGGUCUCUCAGGAGCCCGCGUUUGAAGGCCGUGUGCAGUUUGUGCAGCCUGACACGGGAAACUGCUCGCUGCUGCUGAAGGACGUGAGAGAGAGUGACGCGGGCGUCUUCCGGUUUGUGUUCAGCACUGCUUCCGGGCGAAAUUGGACAAACGAUCAGGGAAUCCAGCUAGAAGUAACAGAUGCGGAGCUGGAGGUAAAGGCAGAGUCUGAUGUUGUGAUGGAGGGAGACUGGAUUUUGUUUGUCUGUGGUUCAUGCAUUCCCUCCAUGACUGUACCAACCUACAUUUGGAGCAAAGAUGGGCAUCUGCACGAGCAACACUAUGGGAACAACAUAUUUGUUUUGGAGUCUGUCGAGCUGGAGGACAGAGGCCGAUAUUCCUGCACCAUAAGCGGUCAUGAGGGACUAACCUCCACAUCUGCUGAAAUCACUGUUAGACCUGGAUAUCCUCCAAAGAGCAUCUCAGUGUCCAUCAGUCCAUCUGCUGAAAUAGUGGAGGGAGAUUCAGUGACUCUGAGCUGCAAAAGUGAUGCAAAACCUUCUGCUCUGAACUUCAGCUGGUUUAAGGAGAAUCAAAGCUCAGCUGUUGGAUCUGGACAGAGUUUCAGCAUCUCCAGCUUUAACUCCAGUCACAGUGGACGCUACUAUUGUGAGGCUCAGAAUCAACAUGGAUCUCAGAGAUCAGUGUCUGUUUCAGUCUCUGUUAAAGAAAGCAGCUCAACUCUGAUCAGGGUCGCGGUGGGAAUCUCUGCAGCUGUUGUCUUGACGUCUGUGAUUCUGAUGGUUUUCAUCGGGCUCUUGAUCAGAAGGAAACGGGUGACUUCAUCAGAAGAGCUAAACCACAGAGGAUCACGACACAAUAAGACGCUGGAGGCUCCUGAGGACGCCUACAUGACCCUUGACCCCAAGUCCAGAUGUUCUGAAUACGACACACUGGAUAAUAUGAAGAGAUCCUGUGAAAACACAGACGACCCUGAUGAUCAGGAUCCUACAUAUUAUAACAUUGACAAAUGAUUAAUCCACGAUUUGGCAUUUUUUAUUAUUUAUUUUC
Sinocyclocheilus anshuiensis is the source of this 1377-nucleotide messenger RNA. RefSeq names its product B-cell receptor CD22-like. The record is from RefSeq and is a predicted model, not a curated record. NCBI's taxonomy places the organism in Eukaryota, Metazoa, Chordata, Actinopteri, Cypriniformes, Cyprinidae. Bases 108 to 1340 code for a protein of 410 amino acids. The transcript is spliced from 9 exons.